AACAUCCAUUUAAUCAUAAAAUUGAAAUUUUUAUUCCUGAUUUUAAUGAUUUUAAUGAUAAAUCAAAAGAAAUCAAAGAAUUAUUUUUAGGAAAAUUGAAAGAAGAAAAGGAAGAAUGGUUUUAUUAUAAAGUUGAUGAUUUGAAAUUGUCUUAUUUCUUGGAAAAAAAUUUUAUUGAUAAUUAUUUGAAAAAAGGAAGUCUUGUUGCUUUAAGUGUAUGUGAAGAAGGUAUUGAUAUAACAAAUGUUGUUGCAAUUGAUGGAACAGAUAAAUAUGAAGAACUUGGAUUACCAGGGAAAAAAACAAAAUUUAAAAAUAUUCAAAAAUUUGAAUGUCGAACAAAAUUCAAGGAAGAUUUAGAAUGUUCCAAGAAUCAAAAUUUGGUUGAUGCAUUAAAAAGCAUUAUACCUACUUACGGUCUCUAA
Messenger RNA from Entrophospora sp. SA101, 425 nucleotides. NCBI's taxonomy places the organism in Eukaryota, Fungi, Glomeromycota, Glomeromycetes, Entrophosporales, Entrophosporaceae. The record is from the annotation of a GenBank genome assembly.